Salpingoeca rosetta is the source of this 1143-nucleotide messenger RNA. Its product is annotated as disulfide isomerase PDI5. Gene Ontology annotation, molecular function: protein disulfide isomerase activity. The coding region runs from base 1 to 1143 and encodes 380 amino acids. The record is from RefSeq and is a predicted model, not a curated record. NCBI's taxonomy places the organism in Eukaryota, Choanoflagellata, Craspedida, Salpingoecidae. Gene Ontology annotation, biological process: protein folding. Gene Ontology annotation, cellular component: endoplasmic reticulum. The transcript is spliced from 10 exons.
AUGAUGACAACAAUGAUGAGCUUUCGCUUGCCGCUGGUGGUACUGUUGGUGGUGGCAGCUGCAGUGGCGCACACGGCCGCAGCUGCAGCGAAUGAAGAGUCGGUCACUGCCAUUGAGAUCACCGACACGGAGACGUUCCAAGAGCUGAUGCGUGGUGACACCCCGUCCUUUGUCAAGUUCUACGCACCGUGGUGUGGCCAUUGCAAGCGCCUUGCGCCCACUUGGAACAGCUUGGCACGCGAGAUGCGAAGCAAUCCCAACAUCAUCGUUGCGCAAGUGGACUGCACGCAGCUGGAUGCCGUCUGCCUUGAACAAGGUGUUCGCGGGUAUCCCACGCUCCGCUUCUACGCCGGUGAUGGCGACAAAGGCAUGACCUACACUGAGGGCCGAUCCCUGGAGGCGCUGGUGCAGUAUGUGGAGGAGCAGCUGUCCGAGCUGGUGGAUGAUGCGCACAACACCAUGUAUGACUCCGGUGCCACCAACACAUUCGACGACAGCGAUCCACAGGUGACGCCGGAAGGGCUGCUGAUGCUGGAGCACGCGGCGCAGCUGACGCGACUGCUGCGCCAGGAUGAAGCGCCAGUCUUCGUCAUGUUCAUGACAUCAUGGUGCGCACAUUGCCGUGCCGCAAAGCCAGCUGUGCUGCAGCUUGCACAGCACAUCUCCCUGCAGCAACGACACGACGAGCCGCUGCCAAUCCUCAUCGCCAUGGUGAAUUGUGGGGAUUACCCGACGUUCUGCCGCUCCGAGAACGUUCGCGGGUAUCCAACGUUCAAGCUGUAUCGUCCACACGCAACGACGGUGGCGUACGAGGGGUCGCGAACCACAGAGGCCAUGCUCGCAUUCAUCAACAAACACUUGGUCGAGUCGGUGUCGCAAACAGAAGCGCCAGCUCCAGUCUUUGAGCCAAGCGAGGAUGGCCUGAUCUUCACUGCGGGCUCGUAUCACAAGGGUGUCGCUGUGUCUCCAAUCGUCGUGGUGAAAGCGUUUGUUCCCUGUUCAGAGUUUGCCUCACCCACGCCCACACACGUGCACACGCACUCGCACCCAUUCACCUCCACCACCACCACCACAACAACAACAACAACAACAACAACAACAACAACAACAACAACAACAACAACACAACAACACCACGCGUGA